AUGGUGGGCCCAGCCCGCUACUGGUACCGACAGCUGAGUAGAUCGACGAGACUCAAUUGGAAAGAAUUGAUGAACAGUUUUCUUGUGGAAUAUGCGGGACACGGGAUGUCCACAAGCCGACAAUAUUACCAUGCAAAGAAACGAUCGGAGGAAGAUCCUUUGCAGUACCUGUAUCGGCUUAAUGUGAUGGGAACGCAGGCGAAGAUACCGGUGAUGACUGGAUUGCCAGCUGCGCGCAAGGAACAUGUCAAACAUUUCAUUGACACCUUGGACGACCCCGAUCUGUCCAAUCAAUUGCUAUUGCUGAAUGUAGGAGACGCGGAUGCCAUGCAAAAGACACUGCAUGGAUAUCAACAAGGGAGAUCGCGUCAAGGGAAAGUGAUGAUGGGAUCGUCCAAGUUCAGGCAGAAGGGAACUCCGGGUCCAGCAUUUUCUAAGCCUGCACAAGCGGUGAGGAUGGUCCGUACCGAGGACGUCAGCAGCGAGUCAGGUUCGGACACCUGCGGAUCGUAUUUGGAAGAUCGAUUGAGAUCGAUCCAUGUGGCUGCUACUACGGAUCGGUGUUCGUCCCCCAAUGACGUUGCAGCAAAAGCGAGAUCGGCCGACCCGAACACUCGUCAAGAUUAUCAAGAUCGCAAUAUGCCAUUGAAGCCGUGUGCUCAUUGCGGAUCGACCAAGCAUGGAGAUCUCGGUUGCUGGAAGCGGCUCACUUGCCAGAAGUGUGGUCGUAAAGGAUACCCCUCUGACAAUUGGUUUUUCGUGAGUCGCGCCUGCGGUGAGAUGCACGACCCGGGGAAGUGUCCUAUGGAGGAGUUCUAUAACAUGAUCCGCCAAUGGUACGUCCCAACCAAGCAUGCGGGGAUACUGCCAGAGAAGGCAGAGAAGAUGUUAAACUAG
Messenger RNA from Peronospora matthiolae, 897 nucleotides. Lineage: Eukaryota; Oomycota; Peronosporomycetes; Peronosporales; Peronosporaceae. The record is from the annotation of a GenBank genome assembly.